Molecule: messenger RNA, 319 nt
Organism: Symbiodinium necroappetens
Lineage: Eukaryota; Dinophyceae; Suessiales; Symbiodiniaceae
Source: the annotation of a GenBank genome assembly
AUGAAAGCCACCGAUCUGCUGGAGAUGGCGCUGCAAGCUCCCGAGGAAGAGCAGGUGGUGCGGAGAGUGGGGCGCAAGUCGAUCUUGCGGAUCUGGCUGUCCUCUCUCUGCUUCUUGGAGCUCGCGAUGCUUCUCUGCUAUGUGGAGCGCUUCUAUGGACGCUGGAGACAGCAGCCGGGGGCUGGAGCGAAGGCACUUGCUCGAUCUCGAUGUUCACCAACAUCACCUGCCGCGAACAGACGACCACGCGCUGUGCUGUGGACUUGGAGGUUCGUGGCAGCUUGGAUGGACGCCUCAGGUUCUACACAAUGCAGAACUG